Messenger RNA from Anopheles merus, 1930 nucleotides. It is a transcript of the gene caz, whose product is annotated as RNA-binding protein cabeza. The record is from RefSeq and is a predicted model, not a curated record. The transcript has 7 exons. Lineage: Eukaryota; Metazoa; Arthropoda; Insecta; Diptera; Culicidae. Gene Ontology annotation, molecular function: transcription coregulator activity; RNA binding. Gene Ontology annotation, cellular component: nucleus. The coding region runs from base 131 to 1375 and encodes 414 amino acids. Gene Ontology annotation, biological process: regulation of DNA-templated transcription.
ACUGACGUGAAAAAUUAAAGCGCUCAAAUAAAAAGGUGUUCUCGGGCAGAUAACAACAACGCGGUGCGUGAGUUUUUGGGUGCCAAAAAGAAGGUGUACUUUACCGAAUUACCGACACAACCUCAUCGCAAUGGCUGACCAGUACGGUGGCUACGGCAGUAAUGAUUUUGGGAGUGCGGCGCCGUAUAGCGUUCCUCCACCAGCGAUUAACCAAAGCUACAGCCAGCCUCCUCCAAUGAGCAAGUUCGGCGGCGGUGGUGGCGGUGGCGGUGCCGGCAGCUACGGUCAGCAGAGUUCCGGUUCUGUCGGCGGUGGAUACGGCGGUGGCCAAAGUGAUUACAAUGGUGGCGGAGGCCGUGGUGACGGCGGCGGGUACGGUGGUAGCAACCGCGGUGGUGGUGGUGGCGGCGGCGGCGGCGGCUACGACAGAAGAGGUGGUAACCAAACCGGCGGCUACAGCAGUGGCGGCGGCAACAAGGGUGGUUAUAACAAAGCCGAGGGUGAAAUGAUCACGCAGGAGGAUACAAUCUUCAUUCAGGGAAUGACACCGGAAACUACGGAAGAGGAAAUUGCCGAACGCUUUGGAUCGAUCGGUGUGAUUAAGCGUGACAAGCGCACCCAGAAGCCCAAAAUUUGGAUGUACAAGGACAAGGAAACGGGCAACAUGAAGGGUGAGGCAACCGUCACGUACGAUGACGCUAGUGCCGCCCAGUCCGCCAUCGGAUGGUUCGAUAACAAGGAAUUCAAUGGCGCCAUCGUCAAGGUGACGCUGGCCCAGCGUUUCAGCAACUGGCAGAACAAGGGUGGCAAUCGGGGCGGCUUCAACAAGGGCGGCGGUGGCGGCGGCGGCGGUGGUUUCGGCGGCGGAAAUCGAAUGGGUGGUGGCGGUGAUCGCGGAGGUGGCGGCGAUCGCGGUGGCUACAACCGUGGUGGCGGCGAUCGAGACGACAGCCGAUCGCGCCCUCCGCCCGGCGGCGGUGGUGCGAUGGGCGGAGGCCGGGGUGGUGGAUUCGGCGGUGGCAGCGGGGGACAGGAUCGCGAGGGCGACUGGAACUGUGGCGAAUGUAACAACAAAAACUUUGCCUGGCGCAACGAAUGCAACCGCUGCAAGGCACCGAAGGGCGAUGGCGAUGGUUCCGAUGGUGGUAGCAGAGGCGGUUAUGGUGGCAACCGGAAUGGAGGAGGAGGAGGAGCUGGUGGCGGUCGGGAUCGGGGCUCGUUCGGCGGCGGACGGGGUGGCGGUGCUGGAGGGCAGGAUCGGGGCUACGGAGGAUCGAAUCGCGGAGGACGGGACAACGGUGGCGGCUAUGGUGGCGGAGCGAUGAGAGGAAAUGACAGAAACAACCGGAAUGAUCAACGACAACGCCCGUACUAAGAGGGUUGCACAUUGCCAAUACACCUUAGACGCGUCAUAGAGACAUCCACACACACAUUCAACACAUUUUCACCCAGGGAAAGGAUGUCAAACCUAUUUGUCAACAAUUUAGCUAUAUUAUAGUCAUGUAUGCACGCAUCGAGAAAGACGGAUGGCGUGGGAGACUCAGCAGCGGUAGUACCAUCUUGUUCUUGAAUCAGGCACGAACCAUUACUUUCCAAUGCGCCCAGAAUAAGCUGGAACAGGACCUUUUUCAACAAAAAUUGUAAGCGACGAGACGAAUUGUAAAUGUAUUAUUAGUGCACGUGUUGUUCACUAAGCAAAUUGCGUGAAUCUGGUUGAUGAUCGGUAUGCUCACACGUCCCCAACCCCCGGCCCCUUGAGAGGAGGGAGGGUGUGUAGCAAUAAUAACAACAAACCAUGUAACACAUCUUACCGCUGUAGAGUAACGAUGCCUCAAACAUUAUCCACCGUCCUCCAGAGACACAAAAGCAGGUCGCAAGGGAGAGAUUUACCACGUAACACAAACUAAAUAAAGAGUAAAGAUAAACUAAA